AAACGACUCAUUCAGCAGAACAGCAAGCAAAAACAGACAACAAUUAAACUUUGAAUCAUUUUGCACUCGACAAGUGCUCUUGAAAUCAAUUUUCCGCUUGAAACUUCUCAGCUCAUCCGAGGACCAAGAAAAAACCAUUGACGACAAGACUGGGAGAAAAAAAAAAAUAACCGUCUGCCAAGUAACUCUGAGACAAACGGAACCAAAGGAAAAUCUGCGAAAACCGAUUUUUUUGCGUCAUUGUGAUUUAAAUUAAAAAAUGUGAACCAACAACGAGACAAAGGCGGAAACAGCUGUGGAAAAUCGAUUGAUUGGCCCUGCCUAAGAAAAAAUCAUUCCCCAUUGUUGAAUAGGAAGGAAAUCGUCGCACGUCAAGAGUGUGGUAAGGGUAACGACCAACGCAACGGUUGAGAGGGCAACGAGGAAAAUCUCCUGAGUGAAUUUCUGUGUAACAAUCUUUCUUUUUGUGUGCCCCGCGCGUUAUUGUUGUCAUUGCCGUCGUCGUUCAACCAUCAACCGCCAGCAAAGAAAGGAGGGAUCAUCACCAGCCAGCAGCGGCCGUGAACCAGCUGAUCAGGGAAAACUCCGGAAGAAAGGUACGCGCGCGCGGGAAAAAAAAAUCCGUCGGAAGUCGCCAACCGUGAUAAGCUUGAAAGUUGAAGCUCGCUGUGUGAAAAGGAAAAGUGAUAAAAAUGGCACCCUGCUCACCCUGGCCGUCGUUGUCGUUGUUGGCCCGCGCCUUUGCGUCUACUAAAUAUUAUGGGUUUGAAUGGCCUUUUGCUUCCUGAGCUCGAUUUGUGCCAUCAUCAUAGUCGACGACCGACAUCGAUAUCACCGAGCCAGUCAGCGUGGCUUCAGUCGCGAGGUGCUUGUGAAUUGUGUGUUAUGGUAUUGUAGUUUGUCACUUCCAAGAAGGGCGGAGUGGCAGGGGUGAAAGAAACAACCGGAAGAGAGUGAAUUUUGGGGUGGUUUGUAAAAGGAAGGAAACUAGAGGAAAAGAAUCAAUAUUGGGGGAACGGUAAGCUGUUCAGAUUGAGCUGAUUUUCGCGGAAGGAUACUUCCUGGAAAGGUUACACGGAACCUACACACAACAGAGAUUGGAGGAACCAUUUCGAAAUACUUUGUGUGUGCUCCAACGAGUUUGGCCUUCCCGGAACAGGCGCGAGAACACAAGCGAGAUAGAGACAGAGAGAGAGAGAGAGCACAGCAGGCAUUCAAGCAGGAAGAUAAAGGUCACCACCAGGACUAAUUGUACUACACCUCUUUCUCUCUGAUCCCUGCAUGAGAGAAAACAGAAAAAACCCUGCAGCGACAACAAAGCGGUUUAAGAUUAAUGACCAAUUAAUUUGUCCAGAAGAACCGCCAGACCCAACCUGGACCUUCGUCACACCUUCCUUCCGUCAUCAUCGUUCAUCGUUCAGCGUUCACUUUCACUCAAGUGCUCUGCAAGUCCUGCUCCUAGAUGGCAAUGACUCUUAAUUUGAGGACGACGAUACCGUUCAACGUCACGAAACAGCAGCCACGGGACAACUAUGACCGCCUUUUACCAGUAGUGGGGAUCGCCGUUCGACGUUACCAGGAUACCUAAAAAAAGCUUCAGUUUUUACGAGCGUCGGCUGGCUACCUUUCGGAAAAAAAAAUAAAAACGAAAAAAGGUACAUUCCACAGUGGUUCAUAAGGACCCCUCACAAUCAAAUAACGGUCGAAAAAAAAAACACCUUCAUUGCCCCAAUAGAAAACCAGUGAAAACUGCCACUUCACCAUCAUCGGGAGCGAGCCCAUCCGCCGCCGGUAGAUGACCAACAAAAUGGCCAAACAUCAUCAUCACCAUCCGCAUCACCCCCAGAACACGAACCGGUCCCCUCGGCUGCGCUACAUGACCUCCCGCUCGCAGUCGUUUAUGAGUGAAUGCGGCGAAAUGACCGAAAUGAUGUCGCUGGACGAGUCGGACAAUUUGCUGGACGAGCGGUACGGCGUUACCGGGCCGGCCAUUCAGGUCAUCAGCGGCGCGGCGUACAAUGGGGGCUCCGGCGCCGGACCCAGUAGCCAUCAGCAGCAACAGCAACAACUCCACCUGCAGAACCAAAGGAUGGAAGAGUUGGGCAUCGGGUUCAGUGAUGGGAGCUACAACAGUAAACUGCUGUCGCCGGCGGUAACGAUAGUGGAGAUGACCGCCGGUGGGUUGCUGCCGAAUUCGGGCCAUAUGAGGCAGAAGAACUUCAAACAGAAACAGGCUGCGGCGGCCGCGAUGGCUGCCACCGGGGAACAGGCGUCGCUCAACGCAAUCGGUCUCCAGCUGUCAGUGGAUCGAGGCGGCCCGCAGGAGUGGGGCGAAGCGACGCGCAGCUACGUGAAGGCCCAACGGCGGCACGCCGGACGGGCCACAUUCCAGGGCCAGGUGUACAAUUUCUUGGAACGCCCCGCCGGCUACAAGUGCUUUGUUUACCAUGUCGCAGUGUAAGUAUACACGUCCUUCCUCUGUAUUCCCCUUUAUAGUUUUAUAAUAGCGGGUAUGUCACUUGGCAGAGGGGAGAGCAGCUUGAUAUGUGCUCCCUGGAGAUAAGAUACGG
Molecule: messenger RNA, 2570 nt
Organism: Aedes albopictus (Asian tiger mosquito)
Lineage: Eukaryota; Metazoa; Arthropoda; Insecta; Diptera; Culicidae
Exons: 5
Coding region: 1796-2461 (221 amino acids)
Source: RefSeq, a predicted model, not a curated record